Molecule: messenger RNA, 2985 nt
Organism: Penicillium diatomitis
Lineage: Eukaryota; Fungi; Ascomycota; Eurotiomycetes; Eurotiales; Aspergillaceae
Product: armadillo repeat protein
Exons: 3
Coding region: 1-2985 (994 amino acids)
Biological process (GO): proteasome-mediated ubiquitin-dependent protein catabolic process
Cellular component (GO): GID complex
Molecular function (GO): protein binding
Source: RefSeq, a predicted model, not a curated record
AUGACGCGCCUUACCGUUGGAACGAUUUUAUCAAGACUUCAGGGCUCAGAAUCCGUUCAACUACAAGUGGCUCUGCUUCGAGCAUUGAAGAAUGAGUUAAUAGGCCACGAUGAGCGCAAAGAAGCUUCUGUUACCCUGGGCAUCAUCCCGAUCCUAGGGCAAUUGCUGCGCACACGACGCCCCGGACUGUCCCAUGGAGUCGAGUCCGACGGAGCAGCUGGUCAAUCAGGUCUGGCAUACGGAGACUCUGAGGAUGCCAAGGUUUGCCUCCAGGCGGUCUUGAUCGUCGGCAGCUUGGCUCAAGGUGGUCCGACCUUUAUCGCGCCGAUAUUUGCUAGUGAUAUUCUCCCGACCCUGCUCUCUGUCCUCUCAUCCCCCGACUGUCCUCCCUCCUUCACGCUCUCGAUCCUACGGUUCCUGAACACGAUUGCGGACAGAUUGCCCCUACAAAGUCAAGAUCAGUGGCCUCGAGAUACCCGACUGGCAGACAUCAUCUUCUCGGGGGAACAUUUAGGGGCACUCAGACGAAUCAUUGCGCAGGACUUUGGGUCUAUGCGGAGUCGGCUCAGCGCCGAGCAAGCUGCUGCAUUGAUUGGAAAGCUUUGCACCCAAGAAGCGCACAAGAGGGCAUUGGCGGUAUCUGGAGUGUUGGAUGCACUUGCUGUCAAGAUUGCCUCAUUCGUGGUGGCUCAAGGCUAUGUUCCCCCUGGAGCUGAACACUAUCUGAAAGAUGCCGGUUCUUUGGGUGUAUUUCCCGAACCAGCUCCAUCAUCCGCACGUUUGGCGCCUUACCUCCGCGCCGUGACCGUCAUCAUUGAGCACUCCAAGUGGAGAGCAGAGCAUUUCCUCUCGUCUCCAGGGAUCGUCACCGUCUUCCCCAGACAGAUACUCGAAUUCGAUCCAGACGAUAUCAGAAAGGGCCCAUGGGGUUCGACGUAUUUCUCCGGUUCCGCUGUCCCGCGUAAGCCUGGUGUCAAUCCUGUCGACAGUCUGUUGCCAUCGAUUCCCCAUGUGCAUGAGCGAUCAUCGCCAGGGUCAGCCAGUUUUCCUCCCCUAGGCAUGGGCGAGUCACGCCAGAGACACGGCCGGUCGGUCCUCCCGCCGAUUUCACUCGGCCAGGUGUCCGAUUCAGACGAGCAAGAGAACUCGAUUGUACCGUGGCUACUGUGCUUGCUUCGCUCCGAGAGAGACAUGACACGUUUGAUGGCUGCUCGCUUAGUCACGGUUCUCUUCCGCCUGGGCCUUGCGAAGAAACAUCGGGUGCCGCAGUUCAGUUGCUUGUUGGUUCCUAUUCUACUUCGCAUGUUGGACAAGGACUAUGAAAUCUCGGAAAGUGAUGACCUAUGUGAUGACGGAUUGAUUACGCCAACCCAACGCAUGAAGGAAGAAGCACCUACGGUGUUGGCUAACCUGGUCAUGGAUGAUCAGGACCUCCAGAAACACGCUGUUGACGGCAACGCGCUGAAGAGGUUGUCACAGCUCCUCAAGGAAACCUACAAUCCCGUUCCGGACAAGUUACAGCCGAUGUGGAAUCCUGACAGCGAUACUCCGGCGCGAGACCCCGACACAGUAUCGCCAGUCUGCUGCCUCGGACCUCCGGGGUAUUCACCAACGUUGUGUCAUAUCAUGCGUUACCGCGAGAGUAUUUUGAAGGCUUUGGCAGCUCUCGUCCCUUUCAAGGAUGAGUACCGAAAGGCUGUCUGUAAGAACGGCGUUGUUCCUUACAUUAUUGAUGCACUGAAGCCCCGACCUAUUGAUGCGCCUGCUGGUGGUGCCUCUACGCCUCGAAACUCAGCCGCCGAUGGGAACCCUACAGCCACGAUCUUGGCCGCUUGUGGUGCUGCUCGAAUGUUGACCCGUUCGGCCAGUGUGCUAAGGACGAGUCUUAUCGAUGCUGGUGUGGCUGAGCCCUUGUUUGUCUUGAUAAAGCAUCCGGAUAUUGAAGUCCAGAUUGCUGCCACAGCAGCAAUUUGUAACUUAGCCCUUGACUUCAGCCCCAUGAAACAGGCUAUUAUCACCGCUGGCAUCGUUCCAAUUCUGUGUGAACACGCGCGCUCAACCAAUAUCAAGCUUCGCAUAGAGUCCCUCUGGGCUUUGAAGCAUGUGGUUUACAACUCGCCAAACGACAUUCGCAUAAAGGUUAUUGAGGCUCUCACUCCUGGAUGGAUUCGAGACAUCAUAAGUUCAGAUCAGGUCACCGCGCUGGCCCGACGCGGUAUUGAAGACGAAGCGGAUCAAAGCUCUGCCAUCGCCAUGGGUCGUGCCAAUUCAUUCGGCGAGCAAGUCGAUAUCCUCAACCCCGUAGAUGAUUCAUCUGAGCAAGGCGAUGAUUCCAACAUGUCAGACACCACUCCAUCUUCCAGAAUGAGCCUGGAUCGCUUCCUGCCCGAUGCGAGACGCCAGAGGAAGCUUGCUCUCCAAGGAUCACUCGAGCAAUCCACUCAGUCUCGACAAGAUGAUAUCGCUGUUCAGGAGCAGUUAUUCAAUCUGCUUCGCAACAUCAUCUGUGGAGAUGGAGCUACCGAGAUGAUCGAUUACUUGCUUCGGGAAAUUGGAGAAGACGAGCUUUUUACCGCCAUUGCCAAUAACCUGCGCCCUCGAACAAUACAACUCCCUCAUCGCCGGGACGUGCCUACUCGCCCCAUUCUGGUACCAUCAGAAAUUCUCAUCUCGGCAAGUGCACUGCUUAUCCACCUGGGGGCCGGGCUCCCGCGCCACCGCCAGCUAGUGAUGGAUCAUCCUGAUGUACUGAUGGCCUUGACCAACUACUUCAAUCACUCCAACCGGGAGGUCCGACUCAACUGUGUGUGGAGCAUCAUCAAUCUGAUCUACAUGGAGGACUCGAGUGACCGCGACGGAUGUCGUUCCCGGGCAAGUCGUCUGAAAACCAUGGGGAUAUCGGACCUCCUGGCCCGUCUUGAGAACGACCCGGAUAUAGAUGUCAAGGAGCGUACAAAGACUGCGGUCCACCUUAUGAAUCUUUAA